UUCAGUUCAGUUGUGGUGUGUCCGUCUAGUCUGUUGUGUAUUGUGUUUUGCUCGGCUAACGGUUUGUCGCUGUCAUUGUUGGUUGUUUUGCAUUUUUUUGUAAUUGAUAGGAUUUCAGAUCCGGCUAUGUGAUGUGUAAAUCCCAUAAGAAAAAAGAAUAAUAGAUUUUGUGAUUUCUUUGUUAAGUUAAAGAGUUCUUUGACACCGUCCGCGUUUUUAGAAAUUAUUGGUAGCUUAGCUACAAAAUCAAAAUGUUAAAACAAAGCAGAAACAAAUAAGUCUAAAAUAGCGUUAACUCCUCACAUGUGCUUGUACUUAUACUUACAGUUUUAAUGUAAAAUUAAUUGUUUGUAAUUGUAGCUAAAAUAUAUGAUAUUUGUUUUUGAAAAUAAAAAGUUUUUUAAUCAUCGAAUCGAUUAUACAAUUUAAAAUACCGUCUAUGGUAUGCUAUUAAAUAUUAAAACUUAGCAAAGUUUUGAGGGAACCUAUUGGCAUGUGCUUGGUUCUUGGGUGGAAUAACAAACACAAAACUAGUGCAUAUAAAAAAUCAUGAUAAUUAUGUAGGAAGAAGUGAAAAUGUGAAAAUAAAGAAAACAAAACAAAACAAAUAAUCGCGUACCUAUGAGCAAAGACAUUUUAUGAGUGUCGUCCGUUCGUUCGUUGAAUGACCCCUUGAACUGAAGUGAUUUAUCAACCUUUUUAUAGAAAAAAUUUAAUUAGUUAUAAAAACAUAAAAUAACCACGACGCGUGGUCGUCGGUUUGAAUUAUUGUCAACGGUGAUUUCAAAACCCGGAAGUAGCAAGGUCAUUGUAUACUCUGCUGACUGCUGAUUCUCUCAUUUAUUGUGGGAAUCUAUUAGGCGUAACUUAAACUAUAGUGACUCAAUGGAGUGAUCAAAAAAUAGAAUACCUACAUCAUUCAAGAAUUCCAAGUAAGGCUGCGGAUCUUAAAUGACUCUACCAAUAACAUCCGCUGACUGAUUUAUGUGCUGUGUUAAAACAAAACUUUGUGAUAUUCAAUAAUAUAUGCUUAAAAAACUCUACAUAGUAUACAAUUAUAUUAUUAUGAAAAUAUAUGCUGAUACUAAAUUAUUCAACAAAAGUGCUAAUUAAAAAAUUUAACAAGUUACAAAAAACAACAAGAGCAAGAUGACCAUCACAUACACUGCCGAAGUUGCGACAUGUAGGGGAUUCGGAUGCUUUCUCAAAUUGUUGCUGAGGUGGCGUGGCAGCAUCUACAAAUUAGUUUGGCUUGACCUGCUGUUUUUCCUCAUAGCGUAUUAUGGUUUAAAUAUAAUGUAUAGGUAUUGUUUGGAUGAUUACCAGAAAAAAACAUUCGAAGAAGUCGUUAAAUAUUGUGCCACUUACAGUAACCUCAUUCCACUAUCGUUUGUGCUCGGAUUCUAUGUUCAAAUUGUUAUGACACGAUGGUGGAAUCAAUAUACGAGUAUACCCUGGCCGGAUCCUAUAGCCGUUUUCGUCAGCUCAAAUAUGCACGGUCAAGAUGAACGUGGUCGUGUUAUGCGCCGAACGGUUAUGCGUUAUGUGUGUCUUUGCCUUACCAUGGCGUUGAUUAAUAUUUCACCUCGAGUUAAGAAACGCUUUCCCAGUUUGGACAACCUUGUGGACGCCGGUCUUCUUGUCGAAAAUGAAAAAGUCAUUAUCGAAAGUCUAAAUUCAAAAUUUCCAAGGCAUUCAAAACAUUGGUUGCCAAUUGUGUGGGCUGCGAGUAUAGUUACUCGGGCCCGUAAAGAGGGUAGGAUACGUGAUGACUUUGCUGUUAAGACAAUUAUAGACGAAUUGAAUAAAUUCCGUGGGCAAUGUGGAUUGUUGAUCUCAUACGAUACAAUAAGUGUACCCCUCGUUUACACACAAGUGGUAACGCUUGCUGUUUAUUCUUUCUUUUUAACUUCUGUAAUGGCCCAACAAUGGAUUGAUAACAAAGGCGUUACGAAUGGAGUCACCAUAAAUAUCGACUUGUAUUUCCCAAUUUUUACAACCUUGCAAUUUUUCUUCUACAUGGGUUGGUUGAAAGUGGCUGAGUCAUUGAUUAAUCCAUUUGGCGAGGAUGAUGACGAUUUUGAGGUCAAUUGGAUGGUCGAUCGAAAUUUGCAAGUUUCUUAUAUGAUUGUUGAUGAAAUGCAUCACGAGCAUCCAGAACUUAUUAAGGAUCAGUAUUGGGAUGAGAUUUUCCCCAACGAAUUACCCUACUCCCAAGCUACAGAGAAGUUCCGCGAAGAGCAUCCCGAAGCAUCGACAGCUAAAAUUGAAGUUUCCAAAUCAGCAGCGAUGCCCACCAACUUGUCUAGUGUGAAGAUCGAUGAAAUGGUUGGUAAAACAGGUCAAAUGCAAGCAGUUAAUUAUAAAUUCCCAGAAACGGAUCCUAUCGAGGAGGUGGACGAUGCAGCUAGUGGAAUUCACUUUACUGCUGGCAAUGGAAAAACGCGCCAAGGCUCGUCCCCAAGCUUGGUCAGCCUUAGUGGAACAAUAUCUAGGGUAAAUACAGUAGCAUCUGCACUAAAACGCUUCUUGAAUCGCGAAGAAACUCGUCCUGGCUCGGCAACGCCAACAUCUGAGCAAGGUAAUUACCGUUUUCCUGGUUCUGUGAGUUCAACAAGUCUAGUUCCGCAAGGUGUUGCUAAAGUUCCUGCAAGUGGAAGCAUGCGAAUAACGGACCAAGUGAUUGAAGAAGUUGACGAACAAAUGACAAUAACGUCACAACGUGGUGCUGAUAGUGCAAGACCCAAUGUAAAGGAUAUAUUUAGUGGAAGUAAUGAAAUGCAUGAUCGUUCAGAUCCUAUUGAUGUUCCAAAAUAUACACGUGUGCAAUCGAAUGGUGAACCAUCACUAUUUCCUCCAGGUGGAGUUGAUGCUUUACUGUCGACUUCAGCUCCGAGUUCAAGGAAUCCUGCAUUUGCGUCUCAAACUGUACCAUGUUCGCCAAUGGGUGAUAGCACAAAAAGUUUAUUCCAUCAAAGCGAGAAAGAUGAUGGAAGCAGGGAGACAGUGCGUAUGGGAGGACCAAGCAACUUUCGUUGGUUUGUUUCACCGGCAGUGGAGGAAUCCGAAUCAAAAUCAAAUUUGGACCCUACUGAAGACGAUGACUUCGAAAAGCUGCGAGUGGCACGUGAAAAAGAGCGACUGGAACGCCAGAAAAUAAAACUAGCAAGAUCGAUAAGUACCGCUCCUGGAAUUAAUCUAGAGGGAGAGGUUUCUAUGGAACAAUUGGCUUCAUCACAAUCGGCAACGGCUCCACCAGUUGAUGCAACCACAGGCACAGAGGAAGACCCUUCAACGGUCUCCACAUCCCCGUCCCAAAAUUUAUAGCGAAGCGAUCGGCCGUUAGUUCUUUUUUAUUUUCCAAGCGAAUAGUAAGCACUUGAAAUUAAGCACACAUUUUUUUGUAAAUAUUUUCAAAUGGUUUGUGUAUUAACCAAUGUUAUUUUUUUUUCAUUUCCUAUUUUAAAAAGAAAUCAAUUCACAUUUGAUUACUAUCCAAUAUUUUAGGAAGAAAUAAAAUAAAUAUAAAUAUUUUAAUAUUUAAUAAUAUUUUUUUUUACAUAAUCGAUUUAAGAAUUUAUUGUGUUUUUAGUUCACAAAAAUAAAAUAGCUUUACAAUAAAUUGGGAGCAAAAUUAAAAAUCGCCAAUGUGUAGUUACCUCACAUGUUGGUAAAAAUUAUUGCCUUUCUAAAUAAACGCUGUGAAUUGUUUAUAAAAAAAAAAACAAAAAGACAUUGAUGUAAAAGAAAACGACACUAUUUUUAGUUAGGAAUUUCUAAUUGUUUAUUUUUUUACUGAAGCGUUGUAAUUGAAACUUAUAAUUUAUUUUGCUACCAUAAAUAAAAAGCUCACAUUAACGUUUACUAAUAUUAAGUAUCAGGAGAAGCGAAAGUAUUAUUAAAAGUGAUAACUAUGAGUAAUUUAUGAGGAGAGUUAUCUGUUUUAUAGAGACGAGUUUAAUGAGCAUAUUAGAUAUAACCCCUUUUACAUAAUAUACAACAUUGUAGUUAAUAAAUUAACGAAUUAAAAAAAAAUAAUGAAUAAGUUUUGUGAUUGUAAUUUUCAAUAUAAGUAGAAAUUAUCUAUUAAAAAAAUAAAUACAAAAAAUAUUAAAGUUAACCAAAUCAAA
This is a messenger RNA of Eupeodes corollae, 4130 nucleotides long. It is a transcript of the gene Best1, whose product is annotated as bestrophin-4. NCBI's taxonomy places the organism in Eukaryota, Metazoa, Arthropoda, Insecta, Diptera, Syrphidae. Gene Ontology annotation, molecular function: chloride channel activity. The coding region runs from base 1150 to 3327 and encodes 725 amino acids. The transcript is spliced from 8 exons. The record is from RefSeq and is a predicted model, not a curated record.